Molecule: messenger RNA, 4803 nt
Organism: Microplitis demolitor
Lineage: Eukaryota; Metazoa; Arthropoda; Insecta; Hymenoptera; Braconidae
Gene: RhoGAP100F
Product: rho GTPase-activating protein 100F
Exons: 17
Coding region: 585-4679 (1364 amino acids)
Biological process (GO): signal transduction
Molecular function (GO): protein binding
Source: RefSeq, a predicted model, not a curated record
CAACGGUCUUGGAGAACUGAUUCAAUUAAUACUUUAUAAUAGAUUUUGUAAUCCUAAUAUACGCAAGAUCAGUCACUGACUUAACCCAUUACUACCGGGACUGAGCCCAUGCUCUGAACAACAAAAAUGAUGAAUAAUUCUUCAAGGACAUCUAUUCCAUGUACCUCUGAAAAACUUAUAAAACUGAGUAAACUCAUAUAUUUCAUAAUAGAUUUCGAUGACCUGCAUAAAAUCGACCGCUGAUUUCAACCCAUUACUGCCGGGACAGAACUCGUGCUCUAAGUGAAGAGAAUGUUGCAUAGUUCUUGAAGUGGAUGACCGAACCUGUGUUCAACGCAUUUAAUCGUUUUUAAACAUCACUAUUGGUCUUAUGGAACUGGAUUUUGAAACCCUAUACAAGAUUAAUCACUGCAACAGCAUUUGAGGAAAAUACUUAUUUUUUGUUAUUUAAAACUGUUUUAUGGGCAAAUCAAGCAAGUAAAUAAAGAUGAAACAAAUUAGUGAUGAAGGGAUAAAUAGGGGCUUCCAGUCCCAUCUCAUAAGAGAUGAUUCUUAGAAGAAAGUGGGUAUGACGGGCCGAACUAAUGCAGUGGCGAAAACACGUGCGCAUCAAGUACGGUGGUCGAGUUGGUGUUGGUCAAGGACAACGAGAGGAAGACCAGCUGCAGGUGCGCGUCGUGCAGUUGCAGGGGGAAAAGGGUGCUCGACUCAGUUACGUUUGUCAUCAGCCUCAACGUUGCAAUACCAGUCCGACAAUAAUGCUUUGUUGUGGACGGAGAAAAGAAGGAAGAGGAGAAGUAACUGAUAUAAGUGCUAGCCCGGGUCGACUGGCACCUACAAAUCAGUUGCGUCCCAAAGAUCCCCCUCCUAUGGUCAUACAAGGAGAUUUUCGAAAGGUGAGUGGAAUCAGCACGGAGAUAUUCAAGCAAAUCGAAACAGUUGAGAACGAUCAUGAUGCUUCAACUGCGGCUGCUCUGGAAGCAGUGGAAAGACACGGAGAGAUGGUGGUACGAACUAUUGAACCUCGACAAAUAGGAAGACAAGCUGCAGGAGCUAAGAAAUUCACUGCCUUUCAGGAUUCUAAACAUCUUGUGCACUUUGUAGAGAUAAUCAAAAGACCAGGUCAAACGUUGGGAUUGUAUAUACGCGAAGGUAACGGGAUUGAUCGCAAUGAUGGUGUUUUCAUAUCGAGAAUCGCAAUAGAGUCAGCGGUCUACAACAGUGGCUGUUUAAAGGUUGGCGAUGAGAUUUUAGCAGUAAAUCUCGUAGACGUGACGCAUAUGAGUUUAGACGAUGUAGUAAUUUUAAUGUCCAUACCAAGAAGAUUAGUUUUGGCAACACGACAUGGACCUCACCAAACAAUCGCUCAAAGCCGUCAAAAUGAGCACAAAACCCCGCCGGUAGUAGUUAUUAAACGGGAACUCAAUGAAGAUGAAAAUGAUCACGUAACUAACAACCACAUUAGUAGAGACAGUAACAGACGGAGAGGUGAUGGAAGAGAAAUGCUUCCGUCUCGAUCGAGGCUUGGUCUUAAUGGUUUGGAGUCUAAUCAAGAUGCUAAUGCUAGUAAUGGUGAUCUUUACUACAAUUCUAGACCUGAAGGGCAUUGGUCCUACCAACCUCCACCACCUCCAAUUAUUACACAUCAGCCAAAACCUUCGACAACUCAACAUUUUCAACCAUAUGAGCGAGGAUAUCCAAAAACCUUGGAAAGCCUGGCUGAAAAAGUACAUUCGUUUUACACAAGCCCUAUGAUGCCUAAUGGCAAUCGUCGAAUGUCAGCUGGUGGUAUUCAAUCAGCAGGAAACAGACUUUCAGGGCAAACGCAAGGAUAUGGAUAUUCUCAACAUACACCAAGUGGAAGAAUAAUGCCACGAAGUGGUUCAGAUCAGCAUUUACCACGAGUAGAUUAUACAAAUAUUUCGACUCCAGCACGCCAUACUCUCCUAAGAUCAAAUUUAAAAUCAGGUUCUUCUACUUUGCGAUAUAACACGAGAUAUGGUACUCAGACUGAUGUUCCCUCUUCGUCACAACGAAAUCAAAAUCAAUUUGGAAUAUUGACAAGAAGACAUCGACCUUCUAUUGAUUAUGCUUCGGAUACUGAGGCUACUUGUUCUAAUUCUCCACGAUCAACAUAUUAUUACUAUAGACACAAUAUGAAAGAUCAAUCUCAAAGUAAUGCAGUAUCUCAUUUGGCAACAAUGUCAAGAACUCAAAUAGGCCAAAGUUCAGGUGGUUUAAGGUCAAAUUCACUGCCUCGUAGUGGAAGAGCAUUACCACAACAGCCAAAUCUUCGAGCAGGACUUACUACUGUUGCUUCAGGUCUUAUCGAUCAGGAAGAUAGUGAUGGUGCACUUUCAGCACCUGAAUUACCUUCAUUUAGACGUGAUAGAGGAAGGAUACCUUCAUCCCCUAGUGUAUUUACAUCUGAUGAAUAUCGAGCAUGGUUAAGUCGGACACCAAGUACGAGUGCAUUGUAUGAGCAAAUAAGAGCGACAACCAACAGACCACCGCGGUACACUUAUAGUGCUGAGAAUAUUCAUGCUGCAGUCAAUCAGAAAACAGAGUAUGGGAACUAUGGUUCGUAUAGGCCUCUACCAAGUACGCUAGAUCGACUUUCCACAAGAUCUGCGUCGGCUCAGCAAGUUAAUUUGGCUAAUUUAAGAGCUUCCACAGCAGUAAGUUCAACGUCUCAUCGGCCCGGACCAGGACAACGAUCUACUUCAGUAACUCCAAAUGCUAGGACUGUUUUAAAUGGACAGAAACCUUCCUUAAGUACAGUUGCUAAUCAACGAGCAAAUUCAGUAAGAAGAAUCAGAAAUUUAUUAGAAUUAGAACAAACUAGAAAUAUACCUACACCAACCCCGACAAGAACUCAAGAUCAAAGACUGCUAGAUAUUAAUCCUGCAGAAUUUCUUAAGUAUAAAAUAGAGAAGCCACCAAUAGUUGGCACGCCUAGCUCAACAAGCUCACUAUUAAGUUCCCUCGGUGAUACUUCUAGUAGUGAUUUCACCAGCGGUAUCAGUGGAUUACUCUGGGUCCAUCUUCUGGCUGGCCGUGGUCUUCGAUCAACGACAUCUUCAUCAGCUGCUACAACACCUUCUACACCAUCAGGUCAACCGAAUAUAGCUAAUUGUGGUUUAAGAGAUCUAUACUGCGUUCUAGAAUGUGAUCGAGUACAUAAAGCCCGUACUGUUGUACGUACGGGUGAUCUUAUGUUCGAUUGGGAUGAAACUUUUGAAUUAGAUUUAGUCGGAAAUCGUCAACUUGACUUACUUGUUUAUUCGUGGGAUCCCCAACAUAGGCAUAAAUUAUGUUACAAAGGAUCAGUUCAUCUUGCGACACUACUUAAAGAGUCUCCAAUCCAUCAAUUAGCUCUUAAAGUGGAGCCUCGAGGAACUAUUUACUUAAGAUUACGUUAUACAGAUGCUCAUCAAACAUUCAAAAGACGAGGACUUCCAGUCAUAUCUUUGACCACUAGAAUCGCGCCUCUUUUCGGCGUUGAUCUAGAUACAGUGGUCAGUAGAGAGAGUAAAACUGGUGGAGUGCCUGGUGGGGUUUCCACAGCAUUGGCGAUGAACAAUGCAAUGAAUAUUCCAAUAAUCGUCUGGCGCUGUGUUGAAGAAGUUGAAAGACGAGGACUUGAUAUAAUUGGUUUAUAUAGGCUUUGUGGAUCAGCUACUAAGAAAAGAAUACUUAGAGAGGCCUUUGAGCGCAAUGCUAGAUCAGUAGAUCUUUCUCCUGAUAAUGUGCCUGACAUUAAUGUCAUUACGGGAGUACUUAAAGAUUAUUUAAGAGAACUACCAGAACCACUGUUCACUAAGUGCCUCUAUCAAAUGAUGGUCGAUGCAUUAGCUGUAUGUCUCCCAGAUGAUCCACAAGGUAAUGCUAAACUUAUGUUUAGCAUUCUUGACUGUUUACCAAAAGUGAAUAAGUGUACCUUGAUAUAUUUAUUGGAUCAUUUAGCAUUGGUGUUGUCACAAUGUAACAAAAUGUCACCAGCCAGUUUGGCGGUUUGUUUCGGACCAGUAUUAAUGUUACAUUCAGAUGACUCAUCGCUUUUAGAUUUUCAACAACCCAUUGCAGUUCUGAAAUACCUUCUUGAGAUAUGGCCAGUUAAGUCAGUUCGGAAGAUUUCUUCAGUCGGUUCAACACUUCCUCGAGUUACGCCAGCAAUCGGGCUUACCAGCAGUACCAGCAGCAGCAAUAUUAUCAGCAAUCACCAUCCAUCACUGCCACAACUUCAUCAGUUAUCCCAGCAACAACAAAAUCCUGUAUAUCAGGGCACAUUAACUCGAACCGCGCAGCCUUGGCAGCCGCCACUCUCACUUCAUCAUCCAUCUCUCAAUUUAGCUCCUAUGGGAUACGCCCCAUCAACUCGUCCACCCCUACAGGGCAAAUCAAAUCAGGUGAUAAUAUCAUCUCCCGGUUCACCUAGCAGUGAGGAAUCAGCUUCACCUGAGCCAAAUAACAAAAGCAUACAAAAUAAAUCUAAUUCGACGACUGAAACAACGUCUUCAACAAUAAUGAAUUCAACUAGAAUCGAACAAAGUACUCCAACAAGUAAUGCAGACACUGAAGAAGGAAAUCAACCACAAUCAAAUGAUCGUGAACAAGGAGUUGAAACUGAUGGUGAAGUUAGUGAUGAUGAUCAAAUUUUAAAACGUAACGAACUUUAAAUAUUUAAUGAAAUUUGUCAAACUAUUGGUAAGAUAUCAACCAUAACAAAUAAGUCGGCACAAAUUAAAUAAAAUUUACAAGAUAACGCCAAAAGUCUUUUCAUAUCUGUUCGAUUAAUACACA